AUGGGUGAGAUGAGGAGUAGUCAGAGGGCUCUGCCCCAUGGUGUCACAAUUCAUCAGCACACAGAUCACACUGUUGAUACAGAUUUAUCUUCAUGGAAAAGUUUGCCCCAGUCCAAAGCUGCUCUGCGACGAAUAGAAAAUCAUGUGGAGGCCGUUCCUGGAACAACAGCACUCCUCCUCUCGGUCAUGGACCCACCCAGGAAGAAGCAAUCUGGGUCGGGCUGCAGCAGAGAUGAGACGAAAGGGUCGUCGAAGUCAAGCGACCACUGUCGGUCGAGUCCUAAAAACAGACGCUCGCGCAGCCCGCUAAGAAAUGCCACGCAAGACAGCAAUGUCGGCCAGCACAACAGUAUGGCACUCAGGGAACAGCUGGUUUCGUACAGAGAGACCGCCCCUCCAUCACAACCCUCAUCUCAGCUGGAGGCUUACAGACCACAGUCAUUAUCAGGGCCUUUGUCCUCUUCCUCAGACGCUCUAUUUAGCAAGCCUGUCUCCCAGAAAGACAUUUGGGAUGAGCGCAAAGACAGGCACAUGGACGUCCAACACUCUGGAGACUGUACGGAAGUCUUCUACCUCAAUGACCCGCCCACUGUGGACACCCCGCGGACUUAUGACAACCCUGCUGAUGCUACUUGUUCAGUCCCAGCUAUGGAGAACAGCAGUCCAGAGGCACAAAUCGCCCAGAGCGCGGAUAUUCAAAUGCCCAGUCCGUUUCUACCUCCUGCCUCUGACAUGAUAUGUAGAUGGGAAAGCAGUACUUCCACCAGUCCAGGCUCAGAUUCUCAGCGUUUGGAAAACCUGAGGCGACAUCAACCGGAUGAUAAACUGGAAAAGCUCAAAGAGCGUAUUCGACGGCAAGUUAAAUAUCAGGAGCACACUGCAGAGAAGGAAAAAGUGUUGCGCCGUCUCGAGCAGCCCAUAAUGACGACACGGAGCAACAAUAGCGGCACUGCAGCCAAAAUACGGAAGGUAGCGGCUGCACCACCAGCACCUACUUACAAAGGCUUCUCCAAACUUGAGACAAGGAGCCGUACUCGUGGGAACGCACUUAAAGAGGAGGCUCCUCACAGCCCGUCUAAGCAAUUUACUGAAAGAGCAGCACCGAAGCAGCAACGGGAAAGGCAUCAUCCGGUAGAGAGAGAAACGAAACCAACUCGGAAAAUCCACAGAGCCGUCGCUGGCCAAAAUUCAAAAACAUUGAUUACACCUGCUUCCUGGCGGGAUGGUUUGAAGCUGGUAAACAAGGUACUUGGCACCGCUCCAAAACAACCCAGAGAGAAGAGGAACCAUAUUAAUGACAAAGUGCAACAAACAGCUUACCAUCGACGUUCUAAUGUUGACAAAACCUUUGAAGCAAACAAUCACCCUAGAAGCACUGACAGGACUUUCAGUGGAUUUAAGGGUCGAUCUCAAAUCCACUCCACAUCCACUCUUAGCUCGCCGCCUGCUGUCCAUGACAACUGCCCAUUGCCUUUAGGGAAAGACUUGACAGCAGAGAUCCGGGCCAUAUUUGAAGGCCCGCAGUUUGAGUGCAAAGCAGGUGAGGAGGAGCACAGAUCUCGACCUAGAUCCGGGAGGGGUAAGGACGGUCAGAGGGGGAAUGCGAGGUCAUUAUCUCAAACAAGAAGUCCCCACUCCUUCUCUGGAACUACAGCGCAAACAUACGGCCCCUCCAGAGGCUGUCGUGGUGCAAACCCCUCCCUAAAUCGACAGGAGUCCACAAAUGUGCCUGAAACCUAUGAGAAAAAGCGUCAUUAUGAUUCGGAUAAAAUCCGACAGUACAUGAUUAAGCAGAAAGAAGAGCGGAAAAAACGACUGGCAGAAGAGAAGAAGUCCUUAAAAGAGGAGUCGCAAAAAAAGAACCAGAGGCUUCAGGAGCUCUACAGAAGGCAAAAGGAAAUGGCUAAAACUGUAGUCACUCCCAUGGAAGCAACUGCAACCCAUUGGCAGACACGAUAUAGAGAUGAUACUUACAACCUUCUUACAAUGGACGAGAGCCAAUUUGGAGUACAGAUGCAUUCUGCUACAUCACGUCAAAUGAGAUCAAUGUACCAACCCUCAGGGGAGUCUGAUAAAGAGAAUAAGAAACUUGAACUACCACAGAGUCCCUCAAGCAGUGACAGGUCUUUGACUACUGAUCAGCUCCCUCCUCAAUUAACAAGGGGUGAUUUGGAUGUAGAAGUUGCUUCAAGUCUUAUUCCAGGCCUCAGCCCAAAUGUUCACUCCUAUCCUGCCUCCUGCACCAGUGCACUUGGAUGUACAAGUUAUGACCCUUGCUCUUCGAGACCAGAGGACCUAGCGGCAGCUGGUGACGUCAAGCCCACACACGCAGAAACCCCCACCUGGACUCAGUCAAGGAGAUCCCGCAUCGACGCCCUGAAGGCCACAGCCAUCUCGCUCUCCAACCGCAUAGAGAAUGAAGGCCGGCAGAUUGCCCGAGUUGGAAUAAACUUUGGAGAGGUGACGUCUUUAGACACGGAUAUUUUGGCCUGUAGACGGUCUCGGGUUGAGCUCGACGAAAGAGGACGCGGCGCAGUUGAUGAUGCUGACUUGACAUCGAAGAUUCAGAAGUUAAUAACAAGCACAAGUCUUAGUCCGUGCAAUAGUGCCUCACUUCCGGGAGCUGGAAAUUUGCACGCCUUCAUAGGACAACAGCAACAAAUUACUGCUGAUCGAAACGAACACUUUCCUAGCAGCUGUGGACUAGAAAGGAAACUAGUUAACUGUGUACAGAGAACAGAUGACGUGCCUGCUCGAACAGCUGAGGACAAUAGAGAGAAUAGGACAGAUCAACAUGAUUCAAGUGGAGGGUCUAUCAGUGAAGGUACUAUCCUGAGUGAGGGGAGCUUCAGUCAAGAAGAAAUGAGCCUUCCUCACCCACCCAGAAAUCAUAUUCCAAGGUUGACGCAUAACACUGGUGAUUUUUCUGGUCAAAGAAUAGAAUUGCAACGCCUCACUGACUUCCAGAAGGAAGCUGCGAAGUGCUUGGCCCUCACGUCACCAUUAGCUCCUCAUAAUAGAAAUAAAUUGCCCUGGGAGGAGUUGAACCAAGGAGACCCAUUCAGUGUCAUCAACAUUUACUUAAAGAACCUCAAUGUUAAAGUGAAUGACAAGAAUUCUCCAUCUCCUCUCUCUUUCCAAUCUGGGGAAUCCUCCAAAGACGCUACAGUCUAUGAGGAUGACUUUGUGUCAUUUCAUAGCAGCGGAGUUAGCCAGCAGUCAAAGAAGAGUUCCAGUCCGCAUAGUAAAGUAGGUGUGGAGAAUAAGUCUCCACCAUCCCGAGGAAGAGUGACUACUCCUUUAGCCUUGCCUGAUUCGGGUUUGGCUCAGGCGGCAGCCUCACUUAAGAAUGAUUCUCGAAAAAAUGGUAAACUCCAGUAUUCACCUAGUGCCCUGCAGCAGUACAUAGCAGCAGAGCUCAAGUACAAGGAGUCCAUAGAUGAAUCAUUGAGACAGGUUGGGGAUUUGGAGAGGCUGAUAGGUCUGCCUGUCAUGGCUCCGGAGGCAAAGCAGCCAAAAUCUCCACCAUCAAGAGGCCAAAGGAAUUCUCCCACUCCCUUUUUGAAUUCUUCUCAAGUUCCUGAUUUUCUCUCUGAACCUCUAAGAAAUGGCUUCAAUAUUGGGGCUAGUAACGGCAGCAGCGUCACAGGUAAUCUCCAGUAUUCUCCUGCCGCCCUACAUCAGCAAAUGACAGCACAGCUCCAAUACCAUGAGUCCAUAGAUGAGUCCUUGAGACAGUUAUGGGAUGUGGAGAGGUUGUUGGGUGUGUCCAUGGCCCAGAAGGAAAGUGCCUCAUUGGCGCAAAUACUUGAGGCCAAGCAGCAGAAACAUGAAAAUGAUCUUUACGAGCAGAAGAUCCAGGCUGAAAGAAAAGCUCUGGAGGCCCAGCUGCAGCGAGAAGAAGACAGGCAGAGAACAGCCAAGGCGCACGAAGAAUUGCUGGAAAAACUAGUUUUAACUCAAAAAGAGACGGCGGAAGCAGCUCGUCACAUCAAAGAGCUGACUGAUUUGGCACGCACUCAGAUUGAAGGCGCUCUAACUGUGUCUGCUGCUGCGCCUGAGUCUUUGGUUCUCAGCAAGCAUCAGCGAGAAAUGCAAAACAAGUCAGAUUCUGAUAGCUUGCAGAGAGAGGAAUCAAGUCGAACACUCAGUCACACUGACUCCAACCUCAUUGUUGCUGUUGCAAGCUGUCCCAGUAACCUCUCCCACAUAUCGAGGGACCAUCAGAAGGAGGUGAAUAAGGAAGAAAAAGAUGACAAGCGGGCUGAGCGAGAAGCAGGAAACAAUUCAAUAGAGGAAGAAUGUCCAACUGCGGAAAAUGACUCCCUCUGCAGUGAAAGCAUCCCCUCUGUGCCUGAUGACAAGGAGUAUUCCUUUAAGUUUGAUUCAUCCAGGACAGAGGAUGAGGUGGAAGAACGCUCCUUCAGCUCUCUGCUGCCAUCUAAAGUGCACCGUAGGAGUUCUUUGGAGAAGAGUGCAAGCCACCUCGAAGAUUCAGAGGAUGAAGUGGCAGAUAGCAGCACAACUGUAGUCUCAGGGGGAAGUCAUGUUACAAAGCAUCAUAAUCCAAAUAUGGCCUUUUCUGGUGGGAAGGACAGCUUCUCCAGGUUCACCAUGGACAUGGUGCGUCAGCACAUGAAAGAUGAGGACCUGCGACUGCAGCAUCAAAAUGCUUUGCUGCAUCUACGCGAGAAAGCUGUCAAGGAAAAGAUCAGAACUGAGCUGGCGUGGCUAGAGCACCAGAAAAAGCAGCUGAGAAACAAGGGAGAGGAUGACAAACUGCCGCCGAUCAGGAAGAAGCAGAAGGGCCUUUUGUUGAGACUUCAUGAGGAGCAGGCUGAGAUCAAGCGUCUUCAAGAAGCGAAUAAAGUAGCAAGAAAAGAAAAACAGCUUUUGUUGAAGCAGCAAGUGGAGAUUGAGCGAAUGAGAACCUCAACACAGAGACUGAAAGAGCGUCUCAAGUCUGCUGGGGGUGAAGCUCCGCCUGAGUCACCAAUGUCAGAAACGCCUGUGUCAGAAGUCGCUUACAUGAGGCCUACAGAUGGUAGCCGCAGCCCUUCGCCAACCCCUUCCAUCUCUGCAAGUGAAACCAGCAGCAUCAUGCAGAAGCUCAAGAAAAUGCGUUCACGCAUGGAUGAAAAACACUGUUCCCCCGUGCACUGCUUCUUCUCUGUGUUCACGGCCCAGCACUGGGCCUCCCUUAGUGUCUGUCUUCCCAAUCUUCACCCUAAAUUCCAGCUCUUUAUCUACAACCAGUUGGACAGGUUCCUGACUAAGCGGGAACAGCAGUUAAUGCAGAGGCGUCAUCACGCUGAGGAGCUGCUGCAGUGGAAAAAGCGACUCGAUGAAGAGGAGGCAGAGGUUCGGAGGAUAGAAAAAGAGGCCCUGGCUGGUUGGGGAGAGGACAGCACGGCAAGAUCAGAAAAUAUCUCCAACUCUAGUCACCGGCGAAAAUCAGAACAGAGAACGAUUUGUGAUAAAGAGUAUGUGACUGAGGAUGAUUAUUCCUCAGCAGCAUCUGAGUGCAGCAUACACACAGAAGAAGCAAGAAGUCCAUCCUCAGCACAACCUGUAUCAGUGGCUGAAUUAACUUUGGCCUCCAAUUUAGGCAGCCUUCCAAAUUACAUUGAUGACUUUGCUUCACUCACAGGCAGCAAGCAGUCCUCUCCAAUCAAAGGCAGCCAAGACCAUGCCUCUCUAUCUGAUAUCCACACUGAAAGCAAAAUGCAGCUUCACUCCCCUCUCCAAACAUCUAGGCAGGCCCCAAAACGGCCUGUGGAAUCACCCGUGGUUUCACAAACUGAACCCAUUUCAGAGCAAAGCGACAUAGAGAACCGUAUCAAGACCCUGAAAGAGAAGCUGAGAAAACGCAAGUUGAUGGCCAGUCAGCUCAAAAGGGAGCAACUGAAGGCACAAGAGGCCAGUUUGCUGAAAAAACUAGAGAGCUAUAACAACUACAUUGGAAAAACCAAGGCAGCAUUGAGCAAAGAACCUGAGCCAAUUCUUCAUAGCAAGUCUCAGAAGAAAGAUUCCACUUUAGAUGUAGAUCAGUCCAGCCUCUUAUCUCCUAUAAGGUCUGAAACCAGUGAAAUACCUACUGCAGGACUUCACAGUGAUGUAUCAGUCCACCAAAACGACAACAAAUAUACCUCAGCAUCUGAAGAGCCUAACGUGGAAGCUGUCCCACCAUCCCCUGGCAGUCUAGAUUUCCUGACCGAUGACAUAUAUCAAUCACCAGACUCUACCUUAAAACCCUCUCCUGAGGAUGCCAAAUUUGGAAUAAUUGAAUCUGAGAAGUUUGAAACUGUGUUGGAAUCACGUUCUGCAGCAGUUGAUGUCAUCACACACUCUACAAAAAAAUCUACAUCAAUUGAUAAUUCCUCUAGGCUGGACUUGGACGUUAUCUCCUCUGCAAAAGAGGCACCAAUAAAGGAUGUACAAGCUUCUCCACAGAUAGAUUACCAAGAUGACUUUGAGUCAUCAGUUCCUUCUUCACCUAAAAAGGAGCAGCAUAUUUCCAAACUUGAUUCAGUUUGCCAUACAGAAAUACAGUUUUCCAGUCAAGAUGAAGAGAUCGAAGAGGAGAUUGCCGAAGAAUUGAGUCACUCUUCUGUUACUAGCGGAGCAAGCCUUGAAUCUGGACGACUACUAGAUCUUCUCCAGAGACCUGAAGACUUGAAAAAUGAUAGUCAUAGCAUUGAUUCCAUCUGUCCAGCGCCCAUGUCUCACAGACACAGCCCUGUCCCUCUGGCUAAAGAUGAAAUGCCAGGUUUUAACAUCGGUGACAGAGUCCUUGUUGGUAAUGUUCAACCUGGGACACUAAGAUUUAAAGGUCCAACCAGCUUUGCUGGAGGCUUUUGGGCAGGGGUGGAGUUAGACAAGUCUGAGGGGAGCAACUGCGGAACCUAUGACGGCGUUACAUACUUUGAGUGUCAAGAACGUCAUGGCAUCUUCGCUCCUCCUGGAAAGAUCACUCAUCUGUCGGACGAGUUUGAAGUCUUCGCAGCAGGACAUGAUGACUCAUACUCGGAUCAGUGUGAGGAUGAACAAAAAGGUGAAGAAGAUAUUACUGAAGAUAAACAAAGUCUUGAGGAAAGUGAAGAAAUAACUCAUAAUGACGUAUCUUUAGAAUUCUCAGAUGUUGCAGCCUACCUAGCACAAAAUCUGAAUGGCCAGGAGCUUCCAAAUGCUGAAACACAUCUUGAAUCCCAAUAUAACGACCAAUCCAAAUCACAGAACGAAAUUCUAGAGAAGGAGAGCGAACCUAGCAGUCAGGAGAAAGUUUCUCUUGACCAGUCUGCACCAACAAAUCAUCAGAUUUCUGAAAUAUCUGAGAAAGCUGGUGUGAUAGAGCAGUACGUGUCACCAUUUUGUCAGGAGACUACUGCACGCAUUGAGAAGGAAGCGAGCCCAGAUAAUCAGUUGACAUAUUCUGAGACUACCCAUGAAGCUGGUGAUCGUAUGAAAAUGCAAAAGUAUCAGAUUUCCCCAGACCUGUUAGCAGACAAACUCCUGAAUAACUAUUUGGUUGACGCUGUUCAGGAUUUCCUUCAGCUUAAAAGGGGUAAAGAACAGAAAAUCGAAGAUUCCAAUCGGAUCAAUUGCAGUAACAAUUUCGUGUCUGAGGAGCAAAGGCUUACUUCAUCACUGGAACUGCACGAUGGGCUAUCUUCCUUUUUACCCGAAGAGGAGCCGUCCUCUCCAGAGUUAUGCAACCGACCGGAAAGUCCAAUUUUGGGGGUCAGCGGGCAGGAAGAACUCGCCAAGCGACUUGCUGAGCUGGAACUGAACCGUGAUCUGCUGGAUGACCUCGGCGACGAUCAGGACUGGUUUGACGAGGACUUUGGCCUCAGCUCACGCCGGGAGCAACAGAGACUCCAACAGAAGCAGAAAGAGGAAGAAACGAGGCUGGGAGUGGGAAAGUCUGGUUCCUCUGCUAAAGAUCCCCUGAGGGAACUCGUCUCGCACCCAGAUGGGGACCAGUCAGCAAAGACGCCCCCGAGACCCGCCCUCCCUCUUCCCCUACCUCCUAAACUGCCAGAACAACCUGCCAUGGUGGUGCCCCACUCGGCCGACGAGGUAGAGAAGAUGGUUCUCACUGCCGUUCAGGAGAUGUGGGAGAGUUGUGGCCUUACAAAGCAAGGAAGAGUUACACUCUCACACAUGGCCUGCCCUACACCUUCCCAAAAGUUUUUGGGUGUUAAGGAGACCACGAAUGACCAGGAAGCCCUCUCCAUCCGCAGCUACAAAAAGGCUGUUUAUGACCUAACAUGGGAGAUCCUCCAAGAAAUCUAUGCUGAAGACCCCAAUGCCAAUCAGCCUGAGUGGGUUAAACCACAGCGAGUCAGGCCCACCUUUUCCCACAGAGUAAAGACACCACGAGACCUCAAUAAAGUGCAGGAAUUUGUCACAGAUGAAGUUCUGAAACUUUAUGGUUUGUCCAAGAACACGAGUAAAAUGUCUGACUGGCAGAAAAUGCUGAAGUUUGGGCGAAAGAAACGAGACAGAGUUGAUCAAAUACUGGUACAGGAGCUCCACGAGGAGGAGGCGCAAUGGGUCUGCUAUGAAGAAGAUGAACUGUCAGUCAAGAUGCAACUGGCAGACAGCAUCUUCGACAUGUUGCUGAAGGACACGGCAAACACGUUGGGUCUCAUCACAAAGAGGGCUGCCAUCAGUUGA
Molecule: messenger RNA, 8679 nt
Organism: Nerophis lumbriciformis (worm pipefish)
Lineage: Eukaryota; Metazoa; Chordata; Actinopteri; Syngnathiformes; Syngnathidae
Source: RefSeq, a predicted model, not a curated record